This is a messenger RNA of Myotis brandtii (Brandt's bat), 2851 nucleotides long. Its product is annotated as small subunit processome component 20 homolog. Gene Ontology annotation, cellular component: nucleolus; small-subunit processome; 90S preribosome. The record is from RefSeq and is a predicted model, not a curated record. The coding region runs from base 24 to 2687 and encodes 887 amino acids. Lineage: Eukaryota; Metazoa; Chordata; Mammalia; Chiroptera; Vespertilionidae. The transcript is spliced from 19 exons.
AUGUCCUGACUUUCACUGUUAACAUGUUGCUGCAUGGCCUCACCUACAAGCUGCAAGUCGGAGAUUUGGACUCUUGUUUAGAUAUAAUGAUUCAGAUUUUCAACCACGAGUUGUUCGGUGCCAUUGCCGAAGAGAAGGAAGUGAAGCAGAUCCUCUCCAAAGUCAUGGAGGCCCGAAGAAGCAAGAGUUACGAUUCUUAUGAAAUCCUGGGCAAGUUUGUAGGAAAAGAUCAGGUUACAAAACUGAUCCUUCCGCUAAAAGAGAUCUUACAAAAUACCACGAGUUUAAAACUGGCCCGGAAAGUUCAUGAGACCUUACGCCGAAUCAUUGCAGGACUAAUUAUAAAUCAGGAAAUGACAGCAGAAUCCAUUCUAUUGCUCAGUUAUGGUUUGGUCAGUGAAAAUCUCCCCCUGUUAACAGAGAAAGAAAAAAAUCCAGCAGCCCCUGCCCCAGAUCCACGUCUGCCACCCCAGAGCUGUCUUCUGCUCCCCCCAACUCCAGUUCGAGGCGGGCAGAAAGCUGUUGUGAGCAGGAAGACCAACAUGCACAUAUUUAUUGAGUCUGGGCUUCGGCUGCUGCAUCUGAGUCUGAAAACUUCCAAGAUCAAGUCUUCGAGUGAACGGGUUCUGGAAAUGUUGGAUCCUUUUGUGUCUCUCCUCAUAGACUGCCUGGGUUCCAUGGAUGUGAAGGUGAUCACAGGUGCUUUGCAGUGCCUGAUCUGGGUCUUGCGGUUCCCUCUGCCUUCCAUAGAAACAAAAGCGGAGCAGCUGACGAAACACCUUUUCCUUUUGCUGAAGGACUAUGCAAAGCUCGGGGCUGCCAGGGGUCAGAACUUCCAUAUGGUGGUAAAUUGUUUCAAGUGUGUGACCAUACUUGUGAAGAAAGUGAAGUCUUACCAGAUAACCGAAAAGCAGCUCCAGGUCCUACUAGCAUAUGCUGAGGAGGACAUUUAUGAUACAUCAAGACAAGCCACUGCGUUUGGUCUCCUAAAGGCCAUCUUAUCAAGAAAGUUGCUGGUCCCUGAAAUCGAUGACGUCAUGCGGAAAGUAUCCAAGUUGGCCAUUUCUGCUCAGAGUGAACCUGUCCGGGUCCAGUGCAGACAGGUUUUUCUGAAAUAUAUUCUUGACUAUCCCCUGGGUGAUAAAUUGAGACCGAACUUGGAAUUCAUGCUCGCUCAACUAAAUUAUGAACAUGAGACCGGCAGAGAGUCCGCCUUGGAAAUGAUUGCUUAUCUCUUUGACACGUUCCCUCAGGGACUGCUCCAUGAGAACUGUGGGAUGUUCUUUAUUCCUCUUUGUCUAAUGAUGGUGAACGAUGACUCUGCCCUGUGUAAAAAGAUGGCAUCCAUUUCGAUCAAAUCCUUACUCAGUAAAAUCAACCUUGAGAAAAAAGAUUUUCUUUUUGAUAUGGUUGCCACCUGGUUUGGAGCAAAGAAGAGCUUAAGUAGACAGCUAGCUGCCCUGGUCUGUGGAGUGUUUGUGGAAAGUGAAGGAGUCGCUUUUGAAAGAAGACUUGGAACUGUUCUCCCUGUGAUUGAAAAGGAAAUUGAUCCUGAAAACUUUGAAGAUAUCAUGGAAGAGACUAAAGAAAAAGCUGCAGAUCGCCUUCUGUUCAGUUUUCUCACACUGAUAAGUAAACUCAUCAAGGAAUGUAAUAUUAUUCAGUUUACCAAGCCCUCUCAGACUUUGGGUAAAAUCUGGAGCCACGUGCAUGCUCACCUGAGACAUCCACACAACUGGGUGUGGCUCACUGCAGCCCAGAUUUUUGGAUUGCUCUUUGCCUCUUGCCAACCAGAGGAGCUUAUUAGAAAACGGAAUGUCAAAAAAGCUAAAAGGAAACUCUCAGAACCUGUAGCUGUCAGGUUCCUAACAAGUGACCUUGGCCAAAAGAUGAAAAGUAUCUCCCUAGCCUCUUGCCAUCAGUUACAUUCCAAAUUCUUGGAUCAGUCUCAAGGAGAGCAGGUUGUUAAGAAUUUGUUGUUCGUAGCUAAAGUCUUAUAUUUACUGGAACCUGAUUCUGGCGAUAAGCAAGGUCGGAUGAAAGAAGGCAUGGAAGAACAAGAAACUGUAGCAGGUGGUGUGGCCAGAGAGGCAGUGGAACAUGAGGCCCAUGCAGAUGGGAAGGCGGAAUCUGACCAAGAAGAGAAUGAAGAGGGGAAGAAAGAGCACAGCAAGCCAGCCACGCUGCUGUGGCUGAUCCAGAAGUUGUCUCGGAUUGCAAAACUGGAAGCUGCUUACUCACCUAGAAACCCCUUAAAGAGAACAUGCAUCUAUAAGUUUCUCGGAGCUGUGGCGAUGGAUCUUGGAGUAGACAAGGUGAAGCCGUAUCUCCCGGAGAUCAUAGCUCCUUUGUUCCGAGAACUGAACAGCACCUAUUCGGACCAGGAUCCUUUGCUGAAGAAUCUAUCCCAGGAAAUCAUAGAAUUACUCAAAAAGCUGGUUGGGCUGGAGAGCUUCUCAUUAGCCUUCGCCUCUGUACAGAAACAGGCUCAUGAGAAAAGGGCACUCCGGAAAAAGAGGAAGGCUUUGGAGUUUGUAACCAAUCCUGAUAUUGCCGCCAAGAAGAAGCUGAAGAAACACAAAAGUAAAAGUGAAGCAAAGAAAAGAAAGAUAGAGUUCCUGCGUCCUGGCUAUAAGGCCAAGAGACAGAAGAGCCACAGCCUGAAAGAUUUAGCGAUGGUGGAAUAAUGUGCCCCCUGUGCUGACAGUGUCUCAUGAACUCUCCAGUGUAUCUGCUAGUCAGAAGUCACAGCAGGUUUUCUUAUUUAAGCUAAACUUUGGCAGAGAUUGUAUAUUAUACAGUUUAAUAUAAUCAUGCUCAUAUUUUUUUAAUUAAAACAUUUAUAAUACUA